This is a messenger RNA of Entelurus aequoreus (snake pipefish), 666 nucleotides long. Its product is annotated as C-X-C chemokine receptor type 4-like. The transcript has a single exon. Gene Ontology annotation, cellular component: membrane. The record is from RefSeq and is a predicted model, not a curated record. NCBI's taxonomy places the organism in Eukaryota, Metazoa, Chordata, Actinopteri, Syngnathiformes, Syngnathidae. Gene Ontology annotation, molecular function: G protein-coupled receptor activity. Gene Ontology annotation, biological process: G protein-coupled receptor signaling pathway; immune response. Bases 1 to 666 code for a protein of 221 amino acids.
AUGGGGGAGGAGCUUGUGGACGUGUACGAGCUGGGUGCAGAGGACUACCUGGAGGCGUGGCUUGGUAGCGGCGAGGAGGACGAGGGCGAGGACGACGAGGACUGGUGCGAGGCGGGCGAACACGAGCGGACCAUCAAGUUGUUCCAGACGUGUCUGUUGGCCGCCAUCUUCCUUUUAGGCAUGGCGGGAAACGCGGCGGUGAUGGCGACGUUGGCGGCGCAGCGCCGCCUGCGCCGCACGACGGACAUCUUCCUGUCGCAGCUGGCGCUGGCCGACGUGCUGCUGCUGCUCACGCUGCCGCUGCAGGUGGUGGAUGCCCACCUGGGCUGGGUCUUCUCGGCGGCGGCGUGCAAGGCGGUGCGCGCCUGCUACGCCGUCAACACGUACAGCGGCCUGCUGCAGCUGGCGUGCGUGAGCGUGGAUCGCUACGUGGCCGUCGCCCGGCCGCAGGACAAGCUGCGUCUGCAUUCUCGGAUGCUGGUGGGCGGGAAGAUGGUGGCGGCGGGGGUGUGGCUGGUGGCGGCGCUCCUCAGCCUGCCCGAGGUCUUGUUCUCCGGCGUGUCGGGCUCGGGCGGCGACGCCUACUGCGGCAUGCUGACUGGCGCCAAAGGGAAAAUGGCCGCCGACGGAGCGGUCACCGCCGUCUUCGGACUCUCCCUAUACUGA